AUGGGGAGUGUUAUGUGUUCCAAGAGAGAUGAAAGUCAAUGGCAAGCUGUGUUAGACAAUAAUAUAUGGGAUACACAACAUGCUAAGGAUGAAAUCAGACCGGAAUUGUGGCUAACCUAUGUUGAUUUGCCGUCUCAAGUGAAGAAAUGUUUUGCCUUUUGUGCCAAAUUCCCAAAGGAUAGUUUUAUUGAAGAACGUAUGCUGGUUCAAUUUUGGAUGGCUCAUGGGUUUAUUCCAUCUCAAACUGGAAAAGAUAUAGUAUUUGGAGGCCAUGAGAUUUUGGAUGAAUUGAUAGGGAGAUCUCUUCUACAUUUUGUUACUGAUAGAGGUGAACGUGCCACCCAUUAUUUUUCCUCUGGAGGUUAUUUUAUCAACGAUGAAUUGUUUUCUGUGCCAGGUUAUAGAUUUUGCAAGAUGCAUGAUCUCAUCCAUGACCUUGCACAAUUUGUUACUGGAGAUGAGUGCUCCACAUUGCCCGAAAGAAACGAAUUCAUGAAAAUUUCAAAAAGGACCCGUCAUUUCAUAUUAAAUGAUGAUGUAGAGUAUGAUAUGAGUGAUCACCCUAGUGUUCGCACUGCAUUACUUGUCGGAAUAUACUUCAUUGGGUUGUCAAAGUUGAAGUUGCUCAGAGUGUUACAGUUGGAUUCUGAAACAAAUCUUGACAAGCUGUUGUCUACAUCAAUAGAAUAUUUGCACCAUCUAAAAUAUCUCAAUCUUUCUAAGACUGACAUAAGAGAACUACCAGAAUCAAUCUGCAUGCUUGUUAAUUUGCAAACUUUGAAUCUGAAUGGUUGUGGGUAUCUUACUAAACUUCCCAUGAGCAUGGUAUACAUGAACAGUCUUAGACAUCUUCAUCUUAGGGAUUGUUCAGCACUAAAAAUCUUGCCACCUGGUCUAAGUCAAUUGCUAUGCUGGAAAACAUUAACAAAAUACACUGUCGCAGAGAACCCAGAGAACAAGAUAGGAGAGUUACAACAUUGGAAUCUUGAUGGUGAACUCUGGUUGUAUGACAUCCAGAAGGUGAAGAAUGCGGAUGAGGCAAAAGAAGCUAAUAUGAGUAGCAGACAAAACACUAACUCAUUGUCCCUGUCUUGGGGAACAUCAGUGGAAAAUGCAGAACAAGUGUUGGAAGCCCUGAAACCUCACGCCCCAUUAAAAGUGCUCAGUUUGCAUUAUUAUCCGGGCACACAGUUUUCAAUGUGGAUUAGAGACGGACAACUUCUUCGAAAUCUGGUUAGGAUGGAACUAAAAGGUUGCCACAGAUGUGAACAACUCCCGCCCCUGGAGCAAUUACCUUAUCUUGAAAGACUCACUAUUUGUGAAAUGGAUGCCAUCAAAUACAUAAUUAAUAACACCACAAGCGAUGCAUCAUCAUUAUUCCCUGCAUUAAGGACCCUCAGGUUGUUUAAUCUGACUAACCUGGAGGGGUGGUGCGUGGAGGAGGAUGGAGAAAUUGCUCCACCCUUGUUUCCAUGCCUUGAGGACAUGGAUAUAGGCUGCUGCCCCAAGUUGAAAACCACGCUACCACAAAUUCCUACCCUCAGAAAGUUAUCCAUAACAGAAUCAUACUGCGAGAAACAAAUGGCUCUCACGUUCAAGGAGAAGGGGUUCUUCAAGCAUUUGAAAUCUCUUGAGUCAUUGAGUUUAACGAGAUGUGAGGAGUUGGCUUUGUUGCUGGAAGACGAAGAGGAGACGAGAUCCUUCACCUCAUCACUUCAUAGUUUAAGCAUUUCUGCUUGCGGUCAGUUCUCAUUAUCACUGGCUUUGCGGAACCUUACCUCUCUUAGAGAUCUCAAAAUGAAUCAUUUUGAUGAGCUGGUGUCCUAG
This is a messenger RNA of Dioscorea cayenensis subsp. rotundata (Guinea yam), 1827 nucleotides long. RefSeq names its product disease resistance protein RGA2-like. The coding region runs from base 1 to 1827 and encodes 608 amino acids. Gene Ontology annotation, biological process: defense response to other organism. The record is from RefSeq and is a predicted model, not a curated record. Lineage: Eukaryota; Viridiplantae; Streptophyta; Magnoliopsida; Dioscoreales; Dioscoreaceae. The transcript has a single exon.